Messenger RNA from Adineta steineri, 576 nucleotides. The record is from the annotation of a GenBank genome assembly. Lineage: Eukaryota; Metazoa; Rotifera; Eurotatoria; Adinetida; Adinetidae.
AUGAAUUCAGAAAUCAAAUAUACUGCUAGCAAUCAUUUCAAUGUAUCUAAACCUAUCGAAGAUCUUUCAAAAUCAUCAACAUCAUUCAAUAGUACUUAUACUAACUAUUUACAUAUAUGUAUUGGUGAACCAUUACAACAUGCAUUAGCUUCUGUGAUAAUCUAUCGGCCUGAAGAUCCUAUAGAAUUCAUUGCUGACUUUUUAAUCAAAUGGUCAUGUAAGAAAGUUCGUGAACAACAAGAAAGCGAAACAAAACACUUAUUAAUUAUGCAUAAAGAAAAACAAAAGAAGGAAAUAGUUUUUGAAUAUGAUAAACAUAUAUUAACAUCAUAUCAAUAUACUUAUUGUAUUGAUCCACGUACAGAUGAUGAACGAGAACCAAUGACUAAUCAUUUUCAAGAACAAAAGCAACAAUAUAUUCAUACUACAUAUGAUACAAUUAUUGGAGUCGAUGAUGAUGACGUGAAAAAUAAUCCGAAAAAACAUAAAAGUCAUAUGUGUCAUGAUGAUACUUCAUCAUCUUUUACAUAUUUCUCUCGACUCAAGGACAAAAUAAUUCAAUGUGAUGAGUCAUAA